UCUCCCCCCUCCCGCUCGCGUUGGAGCGAAUUGAGGAAUAGAGGAAGCUUCGCUUUGAGAGCCCUCCUUCGCCCUCGCAGGUAUAACACUUUGAAAUUUAAUUGACUUCUGUGGGCACCAUGGUAGAUGCAAGCAAGGAUGUUGAUGGGAGUUUCCCAGGAGAGAAGAAAAUUACAGUUGUCUUUGUUUUAGUGAAAGCUUCUCAAAACAAGGUCUGCAAAACUGACAUGAGCCAACAUGUUCAAGGCGUACCAAACCAAACUGGUGCAGAACUGGGUUGGUUUGCUGGUUCAGUUGAAGACUCAGGUUGAACUAGCCCGAAUUGGUCUAAAUCAGUCCAAACCAAGCAAACCUGGCAGGUGGGCCUGGCAGUGGAAAGGGCACACAGUGUGCUAAUAUUGUCAAACACUUUGGGUUCACUCAUCUCAGUGCUGGUGAUCUUCUGCGUGCAGAAAUUAAAUCUGGUUCCGAAAAUGGAACCAUGAUUCAGAACAUGAUAAAGGAAGGGAAAAUAGUCCCUUCUGAGGUUACAAUUAAACUUUUACAAAAGGCCAUGCUUGAAAGUGGAAACGACAAAUUUCUUAUUGAUGGUUUUCCCCGGAAUGAAGAGAAUCGUGCUGCAUUUGAGAACGUUACAAAAAUUGAGCCCGAAUUUGUACUAUUUUUUGUUUGUCCAGAAGAAGAGAUGGAACGACGACUUCUAAAUCGCAAUCAGGGGAGAGAUGAUGAUAACACUGAAACCAUAAGGAAGCGGUUUAAAGUAUUUGUUGAAUCCAGUUUACCUGUAGUUGAGCAUUAUGACUCAAAGGGAAAGGUUCGGAAGAUUGAUGCUGCAAAGCCCGUUGACGAGGUUUUUGAAGCUGUGAAGGCCAUUUUUUCCCCAUUUAAUGUUGAGGCUGUUUAGAGCUACGAGGAGUAUGCUGACCAAUAAACUAUCAAAGGCACUGUUUUGAAGAACAAUUUGGGUGAGUCUACAAUAUGAAUCAACCUAUGUAGGCAUGCAUACCAGUUAUAGGAGUAAAUUAUAGCUUAUCUAUGUUAUAAAUUUGUUAUUUAAUAUAUCUGAAUGCUCAUAGUGAAUAUACCUAAAGAUAGUUCUGUGUUAUUUAAUAGACAUGGUUAUCACAUGCUCUGUUCCAUUAGGACAAUAGCAUUUCCUUAAUAUUAUUAAUAAAUUGUUUAUUUUCUUAUUUGUGUAUUGCUAAUCAGAAUUUUGUAAAUCUGCAUUAUUGAGUAAAUGGCAGUUUAAUUGUGAUUA
Messenger RNA from Phoenix dactylifera (date palm), 1258 nucleotides. NCBI's taxonomy places the organism in Eukaryota, Viridiplantae, Streptophyta, Magnoliopsida, Arecales, Arecaceae. The record is from RefSeq and is a predicted model, not a curated record.